This is a messenger RNA of Tympanuchus pallidicinctus (lesser prairie-chicken), 1124 nucleotides long. Its product is annotated as olfactory receptor 14J1-like. Bases 7 to 1017 code for a protein of 336 amino acids. Gene Ontology annotation, cellular component: membrane. The record is from RefSeq and is a predicted model, not a curated record. Lineage: Eukaryota; Metazoa; Chordata; Aves; Galliformes; Phasianidae. The transcript has a single exon. Gene Ontology annotation, biological process: G protein-coupled receptor signaling pathway. Gene Ontology annotation, molecular function: olfactory receptor activity; G protein-coupled receptor activity.
CUGCAGAUGCCCAACAGCAGCUCCAUCAGCCAGUUCCUCCUCCUGGCGUUGGCAGACACGCGGCAGCUGCAGCUCCUGCACUUCUGGCUCUUGCUGGGCAUCUACCUGGCUGCCCUCCUGGGCAACGGCCUCAUCAGCACAGCCGUAGCCUGCCACCACCGCCUGCACACCCCCAUGUACUUCUUCCUGCUCAACCUCGCCCUCCUCGACCUGGGCUGCAUCUCCACCACUCUCCCCAAAGCCAUGGCCAAUGCCCUCUGGGACACCAGGCACAUCUCCUAUGCUGGAUGUGUUGCACAGAUCUUUUUCUUUCUCUUUUUCAUCUCAGCAGAAUAUUCCAUUCUCACCAUCAUGUCCUAUGACCGCUAUGUUGCCAUCUGCAAGCCCCUGCACUACGGGACCUUGAUGGACAGCAGAGCUUGUGCCACCAUGGCAGCAGCUGCCUGGGGCACUGGGCUUCUCUAUUCCCUCCUGCACACUGCCAAUACAUUUUCUAUACCCCUCUGCCAAGGAAAUGUCGUGGAUCAGUUCUUCUGUGAAAUCCCCCAAAUCCUCAAGCUCUCCUGCUCAGAUGCCUAUCUCACGGAAGUUGGGAUUAUUGUGUUUAGUAUCCUUGUCUUUUUUGGGUGUUUUGUAUUCAUUGUUGUGUCCUAUGUGCAGAUCUUCAGGGCCGUGCUGAGGAUGCCCUCUGAGCAGGGACGGCACAAAGCCUUCUCCACGUGCCUCCCUCACCUGGCUGUGUUUUCCCUGUUUCUCAGCACUGCCAUGAUUGCCUAUUUGAAGCCACCCUCCAUCUCCUCCUGGGCCCUGGACCUGGUGGUGUCAUUUCUGUACUUGGUGGUGCCUCCAACACUGAACCCCCUCAUCUACAGCAUGAGGAACCAGGAGCUCAGGCAUGCAGUAAGGAAAAUGAUGCCCUGGUCACAUUUUAUCAGAAAUAAACUUCUCAUCUGUCUCUAUAAAUAUCUCACAGUCUGUUCCAUUACAGGCCUGUAUUCUGCUUUUUACUGCUUGUAAUUAUUAUAUAUAUAUAUUAAUAGAUGCAUUUUUCUUAGCUGUUCAUAUAUAUACGUGUGUGUGUAAUUAUCAUUAGUGGUUACCAUGUUCCUAAACACGUGUUUGGA